AUGGGGUCGACUCAGUUUGGGAAAUUUCAUGACUUUUGUCGCGAUACCACUCUUCCCGUGUGCAAUCUAUUCGUUCCUUCCAAUCAACCCCCUAAUGCCCCCUUCGGCGGCUGCGCGUUGACCGGUAUCUCGCUGAGCAAUGGCCGGCAUUUGGGUAACCUGGGUUCUAUCCUUAUUGCCUUUAUCGCCAUUAUUACUUGUGCCUUCUUGAUUUUCUUGUCCGACAAGAAGCGUGCUGCUGUCGGUCGAAGGGAAAUUCAAAUUUUCUUGCUUGGCUAUGCUAUUGUCUCUCUGUGUGAAAUUUUUACCGUUGGCGCCUUUCCUUUAGGGGCCGAUGUCCGCAAGGGAUUUUCGGCUGUGCAUGUUGCUGCCAUCACUGCUACGGCAUGGAUUCUAUUCCUCAAUUCUCUUGUCGGCUUCCAGUUCUUGGACGACGGGACCCCACUAUCAAUGGCUCUGUUCUUCGGCUCAAGCGCUGCUCUUUUUAUUGGAACAGGCUACAUUGCCCUUGAUACCGGCUUCAGCUGGACCGGGCAUUUCGACCCGAGCUUAUCAGGCGAUAACCGGAACAUCGGGCUCUACGUUCUGUACCUGCUGUUCCCGCUCAUUUGUCUCUUCUUUUUCUACAUCUUGGAGGCCCUUCUUGUCAUUCGAGUGUUGGGUGAGAAGCGCCCGUUGAUCUACCUUACUGGCGCCACGCUGCUGUUCGCCAUUGCCCAAGUGUUCAACUUUGUCAUCAGCCCCCACAUUUGUGGCCCAGUUGACGGCAAGAUCAAUGGUGCCCUAUUUCAGACUCUCUUUUCAUUGCUCUCAGUGGUAUGUGUGUGGCUAUUCUGGAGCAGCAUUACCGAAGACGACUGGCCAUCCGUGGCUGGUGGCUACACCUAA
This is a messenger RNA of Talaromyces rugulosus, 888 nucleotides long. RefSeq lists its product as uncharacterized. Bases 1 to 888 code for a protein of 295 amino acids. The transcript is spliced from 7 exons. NCBI's taxonomy places the organism in Eukaryota, Fungi, Ascomycota, Eurotiomycetes, Eurotiales, Trichocomaceae. The record is from RefSeq and is a predicted model, not a curated record. Gene Ontology annotation, biological process: protein folding. Gene Ontology annotation, cellular component: endoplasmic reticulum membrane.